This is a messenger RNA of Daphnia pulicaria, 1767 nucleotides long. It is a transcript of the gene chic, whose product is annotated as profilin-like. The coding region runs from base 355 to 735 and encodes 126 amino acids. Gene Ontology annotation, molecular function: actin monomer binding. The record is from RefSeq and is a predicted model, not a curated record. Lineage: Eukaryota; Metazoa; Arthropoda; Branchiopoda; Diplostraca; Daphniidae. The transcript is spliced from 3 exons. Gene Ontology annotation, cellular component: cell cortex.
CUGCCUCUCUCUCUCUCCACCCGGCGUCUGGUUCGCAAAGCCUCCCAGCCAUUUCCCCCCACUCUGCUAGUCUCUCCCGUCUCUUGACUGUACUCAGAGACGAUUUUCGUUAUCGAGACGGUUGCAGUGUGUUUCUCUCUCUCACUCUUUCUCUUCUUCGUCCUGGCUGACACACACUGCAGCGGCACAGCAGCACAGUUAAAAAAGCUGAGUUUGUAUCCACAUUUGCCAUCAGUCUCCCCGGUUUCGCUCGCACAAAACUAGGCCAGUUUUCUCAUCAGUUUUUGCGACUUUGGCGUCGUGUCCACUUGAAAUCCCUUCGCUCUUCAAACACAUUUUGUCCAUCCUUUCAUCAUGAGCUGGCAAGAUUACGUCGACAAGCAGCUCCUGGCUUCGGGUUUCGUCAACCACGCCGCAAUCAUCGGCACCGACGGUUCAUUGUGGGCCAAAUCUGCAGCUUUCAAUGUAACACCUUCUGAGCUGACCACCUUUGCAAACAACUACUCGUCUCCAGAAUUUUUCCAGGCCAACGGCCUUACACUAGCUGGCAUUAGGUUCAUCUUUCUCUCAGGCACCGACAGGGUCUUGCGAGCCAAGAAGAACAAGAGUGGAUUGCACUGCAUGAAAACUGAGAAGGCUAUCGUGGUAUCUAUUUAUGAGGAACCAACAACACCCCAGCAAGCUGCCAAUGUAGUCGAAAAGCUGGGUGAAUACCUCAUGGGCCAUGGAUACUAGACAAGCAGAGGAAAGGGCCAGCACACAAAGGGAGCGGGGAUAAGACCAGCCAGAAGUGAGAAAAUCCGGACAAAAUUUUGGAUGCUUCAGACCAAUCAAUGGAGAUCAUUCAGCAUCAUCACCACUACUUCAAUCUUAUUUAAAAAAAUUAAUUUCCACUCAGUUUGUUAGAUGGAGUCCAAGAUUGAUUCUUUCCCUUUCUCUUAAGUGGCAUUUUUUUUAUUUUUCUCUUUUCUUUGCUUUUGUAGAGAUGAUACAUUUGCCCAUUCCUUUGCGUCACUUCCCAAUUUGAUAAAAGAAAAGGAGGGAGUGGGUGUCAUUUUGUCUGCGGUCGAUUAUUUCUUCUGAUUCGUUUGAAAUUUGCGAGCUAGCCAAGAGUUGGGAAGAUUUGGGAAUGUCUGGGGUCCCGAUGUGGCAUAAGUGUCGCUCCUUUUUGUGUUUCAGAUCGUUUUCCACCCAGUCGUAUUCAAAGCAUGUUUUUUUUGUAUUUUUUUUUCUUUAUGUUAAACUAAACAAAUUACUCUCCCAGCCCUCCGUCUUAAUUCUUUUUCUUCCAUUGGAAAUUUGAUAUUUAUUUUAAUUUUCUAUUCUUUGAAAUUCCGGCACUAAUAAGAGCUAAAACAUUAAUGUACUCCUAUUUUCUAGUCUGGUCUCCAGCCUCAAAGCCAUCUGAUGGGAUUUGUACUCGUCAGAUUGGAAGGAAAAGUGUGGAAAAUUGAAAUUCCCCGUCUCUCCUAGCUUCUGUCCUUUUUCUAAUUUUUUUCUACUUUUAUUUUAUUUUUUUUGUCACGAAAGAAAAAAUUUCGAGCGUCUGGCUUGAUCUAUAAAUCUGUGGUUAUACCUCUCGUCCAGCCCAACGAAGAACAAAAGAUACGAAAAGAAACCAGUAUGAAAACGUCAGCUGUAAAUUUUUGUUUUUCAAUCGCUGCGAGAUCCAGUGGAAAUUGAAACAGGAUUUCCUUGAAUAUGAUGAAUGAUUUAUUACCAUUGGGGUAUUUUUUUUGGUGUGCUCAAUACAGGUUCCAGACAGAA